Acaulospora morrowiae is the source of this 2175-nucleotide messenger RNA. The record is from the annotation of a GenBank genome assembly. Lineage: Eukaryota; Fungi; Glomeromycota; Glomeromycetes; Diversisporales; Acaulosporaceae.
AUGUCUUCUAGAACUCACUACAACGAAUUAGAAAAUAUUGUUGAUGGAAAAAAUCUUUCAGGAAUGACGACUAAUGGAUCAGGACUAAAUAUAACGGCAGCGAAACCUACUGUUGCUGUUACAAAUGCCAAGUCUGAUAAUCACAUAAAUGUUUCCGUGUUGGAAAAUAGUAGUUUUUCAGGUACAGGCGAUGCUUGCGUUCUUUCUAUAAUGACACUUCACCAGGCAGCUCAACAAGGGAAUCUGCAUAUAGUGAAGAGCAUGUUAGAAGGCGGCCAAGUUAAAGCAACAGACCGAGAUUCGCAGAAUACAACACCAUUGCAUUGGGCAGCAAUCAAUAAUCAUGUGGAAGUGGCAAAAUUCUUGAUCGAUAGUGGAGCAGAAGUAGACGCUUUAGGCGGGGAUUUGGUUGCCACUCCAUUACAUUGGGCGGCAAGGAACGGCCACUUACCCACCGUCACUCUCUUGGUCAACCAUGGAGCUGAUCCCAAAAUACCGGAUUCACAAGGAUUUAAUGGGUUACAUCUCGCAGUACAUGCAUCCAGUACUAUGCUAAUUCUUUAUCUGGUUUAUCAUAAUAUGGAUAUUGACACGCCGGAUGCUCUUCAACACACACCUUUGAUGUGGGCUGCCUAUCAAGGCGAUGCACAGUCAGUGGAUCUGCUUAUUCGACUUGGGGCAUCUGUUAAUAAGAUCGAUGCAGCACAAUUUACACCUUUGCAUUGGGCCAUAAUCAAGGGGAACCUAAUGUGCAUAAGAAAAUUAAUAGAAGCUGGGGCGGAUUUAAGAGCCAAAGAAGAGAAUGGAAAAACUCCUUUUGAUGUCUCCCGAGAAAUGAAAUCUGAUAGAACAUUGGAAAGGGCUUUAAUAGAGUCAGGAAGGAUGAAGGAUGGAACGAGGAAACCUUAUUUGUUCGAAAGGAAAACGACACUCGCUAUCAUAUAUUCGAUUCCCUUCUUUGUUCUUUUUGCCGCUUUCCAGACAUUAGCAUAUUAUCCUUGGUUUAUCGGUUUACCCUUGGCCAUCGGCGAAUUCGUCGCUAGUCACAUGAUAAUAGUAAAGAUCCUCAUUAAAGCACAACUACCAGAUGCAAUGAUGAGAACUCCUUACUUCACAAGUAUAUUCCAAGCGAGUGCAUUUUGGGUUGGUGCCACAUGGUUGCACAGAAUUUUGCUUGUGACGUCGUAUUUAUUCGUCGCAAAUAUAACAUUCGUAGUUUCUUAUUUUUUUGCAAUGUAUUCAUUCUACACGGCUGUGCUGGCUGAUCCCGGUUUCAUUCCCAAGUUAAACUCUGAAGAAGAUAAGAAGAAGUUAGUAUUGGACCUUGCCAACAAAGGAUUGUUAGAUGUUAGACAUCUUUGCAUUACAUGCCUGAUUAAGAAACCGCUUCGUUCCAAACAUUGUAAAAUAUGUGAUAGAUGUGUGGCCCGUUUUGAUCAUCAUUGUCCUUGGAUAUUUAAUUGCAUCGGAACACGAAAUCAUCGUCCAUUCAUGGUGUUUCUCAUGAUGAUGAUCGUUUCUAUCUGCAGUUUCGAAUAUCUUUGCUUCCAGUAUUUCAUGAUCGUGGCACCUGAAUAUGUUCCAAUUCCAUCAGAAGCAUGUCUUCUGAACGGCACCCUAUGCGGAUUCUUCCAGUACGACGCAUGGACCAGUGUAUUGUGUAUUUGGAUUGGAUUGCAACUAACUUGGACCGUGGGAUUAUUAGGAAUGCAAAGUUUUCAAAUCUCUUCUGCGAAAACCACAAACGAAAUGGCGAACUUCCAUCGAUAUUCCUAUUUUGGAAAUCGCACAGGUGGAAAUGUGCGAGAACAAAUUAUGGCUACUUUGGCCGCCGGGCCUGGCGCGAGUAGAGCAGCACAAGUUGGCGAUGGUGGCGGAGAUGAUCAUUCUUCGGAUAACAAUCACGGCAAUGCCUCGGGACUAUUGAGGAUGUUUGGGGGACGAGAGGGCGCACGUCGAAGGAACAACAGUCUGCACAAUUAUAAUAAUGGAAAUCCGUUUGACUUUGGAUGCUGGAAUAAUUGUCUCGACUUUUGGUCGCAAGGCCAAGGCGGGAUGUUACAAAAUGUGGAUUGGUAUAGACUUUACGACGUUCCACUUACUGAUAGACGCAGUAAUUUAAUGUCAAGGAACGGUGGCUAUAUGGCUUUAAGAAGGGACGAAGAAAUUGUAUAA